CUAAACCCACAACCGUAAAAUCAGUCUGUAUAUGCAGUAAAGUAUGCUUGUUAUAAUCACUGUGGAACCUAAGGGGUUAAUCCUCUGCAUUGUGUAAAAAGGCUGUUAGAUCCUUUCUUCUUUGCCCCUCCUCUUGUUGAAAUGACCCCCUGAUACAGACUCAAAGUAGUCACAUGCACAUGCUCAGUUUGGUGUGUAUUGGUAGUUUCCAAAUGUUCUUUUUUCUUGGGAGAGUGCAUGUGAUAAGCACAGGGCCAAUCAGCACUGUCCAGACAGAGGUCUCAGAUUCUGCAUCCUCCUAGAGCAG
Molecule: messenger RNA, 307 nt
Organism: Staurois parvus
Lineage: Eukaryota; Metazoa; Chordata; Amphibia; Anura; Ranidae
Source: the annotation of a GenBank genome assembly